AUGAAAAGAGCCAAAAAGGUGAUUGCACAGGAGAAGCUCGAACACAAUAAAACGGGAGGCGGAGUCCCCAUCAAGCUGAAAGUUGCUCCACAUGUCGCAAUUCUAUUGGAUAAAAUAGGGGAAAAACCACGUUUGAAAGGGCUUCCAUGCGCGAUCGAAGUUUCUGGCGACCAUGCUUCAACUCAACCUUCCUCGUCGAAACGACCUGCUCAGACGGAUGACGAAAUUAACCAGCCUGCCCCUCUAUUGAACAAACUUUCAUCAUCAAAGUCACCUCCUCAAUGGAACAACGAGUCGCAAUUAAGUUUGACUGACACGGAAAACGAAGUGUACCCCGCCAACAAAAACACGCUCGAGAAAACCGAGAGAAACGGAGGAAAGAAAGUAAAAACUGAGCCAAUCUUCGAGCAUCCAAAUUUUGACGAUUAUGAGCAUUACGCAAUGCCGGUAGAACUGCAUAACGACGCUGAGAAAGAGAAUAGACCACGUGAAAAAAAGAAAUCAGGAAGAGCCAGCGAAUUUGAAUAGGAACGCAUUCAGUUGAGAAUCAGGAACGAGCAGCUGACCGGCGACCUCUUGUAUCUACAAAUUGAGAACGCAAAGCUCCAAAAUGAGAAUUUGCGUCUUAAGAAUGAGAAGCUGAAGCUGGAAAUAAGCAACGAGCAGAAGCGAGGCGACUAUCUGGAUCAAGGUGUCAUCAUAAGCACUUAAGUAAGCAGCUGUAUUGGAAGUAUUCAAGUUGUAUUGGAAUUUUAUGAGAAUUGAAUCCGUACUUGCACGAGUUUAUUGAAAAUAGUGAAGUCAUUGAAGUUUUUCUAUGUACGAGUAUUUCGCAUACCUCUGCAAUUUAUUGUGG
This is a messenger RNA of Cylicocyclus nassatus, 856 nucleotides long. Lineage: Eukaryota; Metazoa; Nematoda; Chromadorea; Rhabditida; Strongylidae. The record is from the annotation of a GenBank genome assembly.